Mauremys reevesii (Reeves's turtle) is the source of this 3631-nucleotide messenger RNA. It is a transcript of the gene TMCC3, whose product is annotated as transmembrane and coiled-coil domain family 3. NCBI's taxonomy places the organism in Eukaryota, Metazoa, Chordata, Testudines, Geoemydidae. Gene Ontology annotation, cellular component: endomembrane system. The record is from RefSeq and is a predicted model, not a curated record. Bases 16 to 1971 code for a protein of 651 amino acids. The transcript has 4 exons.
CUCCCCCCCGGUUGAAUGAAACGGCGGAGAGACGCGAAUGACACCGGGAGCAGAGCGAGGGCCAUCGCCCCUGCCUUGUGCAGGCUGAGCCUCUGGGCUGCCCGGGAGCCGCACGGCGACACGAGCCUGCCAGAAAACAGGGGGUUGGGCCCCUUUCAGCCAAGCGCCGGUGCCUUCCCCCGGGAGCCGCUGUCUCGCUCAGCAGCGUCCUGCCCCCGCAGCCUCCGGCGCCCUGGCGCUGGGAAUGAAGCCCGGCGCUGCUGCGGGACUGGUUUGCCCAGGGAGCGGCCCCAGCGCUCUCGGCGCCCCAGGCAGGGGCGCGGCUGCCGGAGGGUUAACGGGGUUACGGGCGGGGGCAGGAGGAGCAGCUGCCGGGCGUGUCCGCCGCUCGCGCACCGGGCUGCAGCCAGGGCGGGAGGAGGCAGAAGCGCCGAGGCGGCGAAGCCGGGCUCCCCUGCUCCGGCGCAGCUCCCGGGGGCGCUGCCGGGGCUCGGGCUGCCCAGGGGGGCGCGAAAGGAACAGCCGCUCGGGGGCACCAUGCCUGGAAGCGACACCGGCCUGCCUGUGGACAGGACUUACUCGGACCCGGAGAGGCACCAGCGCUGCAAGACCCGGGUGGAAAGACAUGACAUGAAUACUCUGAGCUUGCCACUUAACAUUCGCCGUGGGGGUUCAGAUACCAACCUCAACUUUGAUGUACCCGAUGGGAUCUUAGAAUUUCACAAAGUCAAACUUAAUGCAGAUAGCCUGAAACAAAAAAUUUUGAAAGUUACAGAACAGAUCAAAAUUGAACAAACAGCCCGUGAUGGAAAUGUGGCUGAAUAUUUAAAACUGGUGAACAGUGCAGACAAGCAGCAGGCCGGACGUAUUAAACAAGUCUUUGAGAAGAAGAACCAGAAGUCUGCUCACUCCAUUGCCCAGCUACAGAAGAAAUUGGAACAGUAUCACCGAAAGCUCAAAGACAUUGAACAAAAUGGAUCCUCCAAAAGUUCCAAAGAUAUUUCGAAAGAUAACUUGAAGGAUAUCCAUCCCCCUUUAAAAGAUGGCCAUGGCAAAUCUCGUGCCAGUGGCCAAGGUGCUGAGAGCAGCAAAUCGGGUGUGCCAGGUGUCUCCUUGACACCACCAGUGUUUGUUUUCAGCAAGUCAAGGGAGUUUGCAAACUUGAUCCGAAAUAAAUUUGGCAGUGCUGACAACAUUUCUCACCUGAAAAAUACCCUGGAUGAAUUUCGUCCAGAAACUAGUUCCAGGGCCUAUGGUGGCAGUGCUACUAUUGUGGCUAAACCAAAAUAUGUUAGUGAUGAUGAGUGCUCAAGUGGGACAUCUGGCUCUGCAGAUAGUAAUGGGAACCAUUCCUUUGGGCCUGGUGGGACAAACGCUCUGGACAGCCAAGCAAAGCUUUCCAUGAUCUUGGAGGAACUGAGAGAAAUAAAGGAGACACAGUCCCAAUUAGCUAAUGACAUAGAGAAUUUAAAAGCACAGUUUCAGAGAGACUAUGGUUUUAUUUCUCAGACAUUGCAGGAGGAAAGAUACAGGUAUGAACGAUUGGAAGACCAGCUAAACGAUCUGACAGAUCUUCAUCAGCAUGAGACUGCAAACUUGAAACAAGAGCUAGCCAGCAUAGAAGAAAGAGUGGCAUAUCAGGCCUGUGAACGGUCACGAGAUGUUCAGGAAGCCUUGGAAUCUUGCCAGACUCGGGUUUUUAAGCUGGAGUUCCAUCAGCAAGAACAGCAAGCGCUGCAGUCAGAAACUGUGAAUGCCAAAGUACUCCUAGGGAAGUGUAUAAAUGUAAUCUUGGCCUUCAUGACUGUCAUUUUAGUGUGCGUUUCUACCAUUGCAAAGUUUAUAGCUCCUAUGAUGAAGAGCCGUUUCCAUAUCAUCUGCACUUUUUUUGCAGUGACUCUGCUUGCAAUAUUUUGUAAAAAUUGGGAUCACAUUAUCUGUGCCAUAGAAAGGAUGAUCAUACCAAGAUGAAUCCAAUAGUCCGGAUCUUUCAUUUUUUUAAAGAAAUGUGUGUGUACAAACUACCAAAAUUUUUUAUUUUGCAAUUUAAACAUGCAGACUGGAUGAAGGCUAUAAAAACACUUGAAUGCUAAGGUGUAAAUACUUCAAUUUAUACUCCGUGGCAGUUAUUUGCCUGUUCAAUUAUACUGUAUGUAAUUGGCUAAAUCUAUUAUAAACUGCUCACUGGUGUAAAUCUUCUGCCUUAAUCUUACCAGCUUUCCACUUUACAAACCAGCACAUCUACAAGAGGUCAUGCUACUGGUGGUGUAAGAAACCUGAAGUGUAUUGUGUCAUUAACUAGAGUGAGGAGGAGUAGUGAUGGGAGUGCAUUAUAAUAAGCAUGUACUUGCACCAUUCCUAUUGGAUUAAUUCAGUUGUCAAGCUUCCCAUAUGAACCAGGAUAGAAUGGCUAGCUAUAUUUUACAAUAUUAGGAAAUACCAGCCAUACUUAUAGUAUUUCCUAAUGCUAGAUGAUUUAACAUCUGUGAAUUAGAAACUGGGAAGGUGCUUAAUUACAAUCCAGCACCGUUUUCUGAUGUUUCUGCCAGUAGGCCCUUACUCAGACAGAUUCUUUAAAUGUUAUACUUUCCCAACAAUUUGAUAUGACUAGAGUCUCUUGUGAUACAGAUUAGUAAGUAUUGUAUCCUAGAGCUAUUCUUUAUCAUGUUUAGGAAAUAUAUAAAUGUAAUAACAUGCCUCCAAAUAUGAUACAGUGAAUGAAUUAUAAGAUCACAAGGAUAUCUUAGAAGAAUAAAUAAACUAGUAACCAGUGCUGAUGCCACUAUGUUGACUUCAGUACCUCUUCUGGUCAUAUUUCAAGCUUUGCAGAUUGCAAAGGGAGAGCACAUAAACAAUUGUUUAACUUUUUAACAAUCAGUUGAUAAGCUCUCCAAUGAACAUGAAAUAGAUAACACUAGGCCCCAAGUUGGAGUAGGAGUUAGUAAUGCUGAAGGAAAUUGGAUGCCGAGAGGUUUUUCUUCCUCAGGGUUCCACAGGGGAUGUGCAGGAACCACCAGGUCAGCAGGGUUGGGAAAGAAUGUAAGUUUGUAUUAUUAGAACUAACCGUGCAAUGUCUUUUGUGAGAAAUUCCUGAGAACAGUGUUUUAGACAUCAGACAAUAACACCACUAUGAAACAGGUAGGUUGUUUUAAAUAUAAUUUAUUUUGCCUGCUCUAGAAACUACAAAAUGUUUUUCUUGAAAUCCUUUGUUUCCUGGGUAACCAGAUAUGAUGUAAAAUAAUAUAUAUGAAAUAAAAUACCAAGAUUCUCCUCCACUCAUAUGUAUCCAAAAAAAUGACACGUCUGGUUAUUUAAUUUAAUAUUUAGUGCUGUUUGCUCUAAAGAUAUGUUGUCAUGACAGCAUUAUUGUUUCUUUGGUCGCAGGGGUAAUUAUGCUUGAAUUUUAAUCAAGUGCAAUAAUUUGUAUGGAAGUCUUUAGAAAUUCUUACAUGGAAAAAAGGGAAAAGCACUUUGUCCUUUCUUCACCAUAACAUGAUUUAUAAUUAAUCUAAUAGCUUGCUGUGGCUUCAGGGGCUGAACAAAGAGCAUGGUUAAUGAUGUAAAUAAUGAUAUAACCGAGACUUUAGAAAACUAAAUUUUAAAAAAAGUCAUUAAAGAAAUUCUGAUAUGU